Messenger RNA from Parnassius apollo (apollo), 933 nucleotides. The record is from the annotation of a GenBank genome assembly. NCBI's taxonomy places the organism in Eukaryota, Metazoa, Arthropoda, Insecta, Lepidoptera, Papilionidae.
AUGGGAGCGGCCAGAAUAAUGGCCCAAAUCAUCGAUGGAAAAGCACUUGCAAAGGAAAUUAAAGACGAGUUGAAGACAAAAAUCCAUGGCCUUGUUAACCUAGGACACCGAGCACCGUCGCUUCGUUGUAUAAUUGUUGGAGAUGAUCCUGCAAGCCAUACAUACGUUAAGAAUAAAAUACAAGCAGCAAUAGAUAUUGGAAUUGAUGCAACAACUAUCACAUAUGAUGCAACAUUGAGUGAGGAUGAUCUGAUUGCUGCAAUUAAUUCGUUAAAUACUGACAAAAAUGUAGAUGGAAUAUUAGUACAGCUUCCGUUGCCUGGUACUAUGGAUGAAAGAAAAGUAUGCAAUGUGGUAUCUCCAGAGAAGGAUGUUGAUGGUUUUCAUAUAAAUAAUAUUGGUCAACUGUGUCUAGAUAUGCCAACUUUAGUGCCAGCAACUGCACUUGCUGUAAUAGAAAUUUUGAAAAGAUACAAAAUUGAAACUUUCGGUCGAAAUGCCGUAGUUGUAGGCCGUUCUAAAAAUGUUGGUAUGCCAAUCGCCAUGAUGCUGCACAGCGAUAAAAAUCACAAUAGUGGCCUGGGAAUGGACGCAACGGUUACUAUAUGUCACCGUUACACCCCACCAGAAAAAUUAGAAUUUUUCUGCCGCAAUGCCGAUAUAAUCAUUACUGCAACAGGUGUUCCCAAACUGAUAAAAGCUAAUAUGGUUAAGCCAGGGGCAACCAUUAUAGAUGUUGGAAUUACAAGAAUCACCGAUGAGCAAGGAAAGACAAAAUUAGUUGGGGACGUAGAUUAUGACGAGGUUAGUAAAAUUGCGGGUGCUAUCACGCCUGUUCCUGGAGGUGUUGGGCCUAUGACGGUGGCGAUGCUGAUGCACAACACUUUCCAAGCCGCGCAGAGGCUAAGACAGAAAGAAUCAAAUAUUCAGUGA